CUACACUUUACGCCUGCGCCGUGUUGAGCUGAGCGUAAAGUACAGCCUGCUGGAGCCGGAGCCGAAGAGAAACGGGCGUCGGGCUUAACCCGUAAAAUGAGCGUCGAGAGAGCACCGCGUAGACACGUGGCGUCUAACGAAUACAUUACAGUGCAAAAGGAAGAAGUAGAUGAUGAUGAACCUGUUAUCAUUGAAAGCAACUCAAAAACAGAUGUCCAGAAUAGUCUGCACAUGCAGACCAUGUUACCAAUUGGAACUCCUCAAGGACGAGAGGAAGAGGUUGAAGACUUGACACCUUUAAACAGCUCUAUAAUGGCGAAUCAUCAUUCCGGCGUUCAAAGUAAUAUCCACAGUCCUGAGGAAAUAGGAUAUGGUUUCUCACGUAAAAGGCGGAGAACCUCACCUAUGCUGGCAAAUACAAUGGAAAUUCGGAACCAAGAAUAUGAGGACAGUGCUAAUAUAAUGUAUGACUAUGAUGCAGAAUAUGAAGAUGCAAGCGUCAUGUCGGAAAAUUCUUAUGCGAGUGAUCAACAGGGAACAUUGGCUGAGGUGCUCAACUACUGCCAGGCAAUGUAUCAAAUUGUUCAGAAACUGGAUAAAAAGUUGGAUUCGCUCCAGAGGAAAGUGGCUGAAAUGCAUCCUGUCAGAUUAAAAUCUAGAAUGCCUGUCCUUCCACCCAGAGGCUUUCAUCCUUCGUCACAUGGAAAAUUGAGGCUACAAAAAGUGAACCAAAGGCUUUACAGCUCACAGGCCCCACCUCCUCCACCAGGAUAUCGCCAACCUCCGUCAAGGAUAAGGGUAGAAAGAAAUAAUAUAGGCAUCCAACCCUCCAUUUCCUAUACGUCUGCUCCUUCCGUACCCCAUACAGCAGAAUCCCAUCAGAGGAGGAGCCCACCACUGCCUACUAUAAUAUCAACACGCUCCUUGCAGCCUUCCUUCUCUGCAGAGGAUGCAAUACUUAAAACUUCUGAAACAAUAGUUGAGGCCUUGCCUGAAACCACUCAGGUGCUGUCACCAGUUAAUAAUGCACCCGUCGCCUCUCUACCUGAAAGAUCAACAAAAUCUGAAACUUGCAUUGAAGAAGUGGAGGAACCCGUGGUAAAUUGUUUAAUUCCACCUGAAAACAUCAUUGUUGAUGAGGAACAACCUUCAUCAUCGGUUCCAAGUAAUCCCAGACAUGAGUGUGUUGGAGACCCAAAUAGAAAUAUAAAGGUUCCUGCACAUUUUUUGAAGAAGGCCCGGCAAAAGACGCAUCCUAAAUUUGCAGCUCGUUGCUUAUUCCUUGUCCUGUUCCCGAAAGAAAAGUUGAAAUCUAUUCUAGCAGAAACAAAUUCAAAAGGACUCAGUUCACUGGAUGUCAACAAGGUUUCUGCAUUAAGAGAGUUCCUGGUGUCUGCUUUCCCAGAAUCUGAUCUUCGUGAAUGUGGCAAAGACUGGGAAGACUGUGUCAGAAACAUUAAUGCCGUCAUUUUCAGUUUACUAUGGGAAAAGAAUGCAGCCAAAGCCAGACCUUGCCGUAAGUCGGUUACCAAGAUGUCAGAAGAGUCCGUUUGCGUGGAUUCGGAUCCUAAUGACAGUGAAGAGGAUAUGACUUCUGCAAAAACUCCAAAGCUUGUCAACAAAAAGUCCAAAAAAACAACCAAUUCAAAAUCUACCGCCACUAAAUCUGUAAAUCCAAAAGCUGAUUACAAGGAACCGGAUGUCGUUUUAGCAGGUUCUUCCGCAAAUAAGCCAUCUGUGGAUCACAUGGAAUCUUUAGGUGUAUCCGGGAGGAAUGUGCAGUUGCCAUUUUCAGUUGUUUCUAUAGCUAAAGGGAAGACUCGUCCAGAGCUCUCUGCCAGAUAUCUAAUAAGGCAUCUCUUUACCGACGACAUACUGUUGAACAGUAAUGUAUAUGGAAAUGCGGAACGUGGAAUCCUUCCUUUAGAAAGCAACAGAGUUACUGCUUUGCAAGAAUUUCUUCAAGAAAAUUACCCAGCAUUUGAUUUGACUGAAAACGGCAAUGACUGGAAGGCUUGUGUUGCUGCAGUUAACAGCACCAUCCGCGGUCUCCGCCAUGUUCACAAUAAGUUACGUUUUUCCCCGUUCUGCCCAGAAAUGGCUCAGAAAAGAUUUUCAUACAGUGCUGAAUUCAAGUUAAAAGUGAUCCAGUUUGCAAAAGUGAAUGGAAAUCGUGCUGCUGAACGUAAGUUUGGUCCUCCUCCAACUGAGAAAACAAUCCGAGACUGGCUACGGGAAGAAGAAACCCUACUGAAAACGCCACGGCAGAAGAAGGCCAUGAGAGGCAAGUCCGCAAAAUGGCCUGAUUUAGAGAGGGAAUUGAAGAUAUGGAUUGAAGAGCAAAGUGCAAUUGGAAUUCCUGUGUCCACAAAGAUGGUUCAGCAUGAGGCAAGAAGAAUUUCUGAUGAAAAAGAAGUUACUGAUUUCAAAGGAGGACACAACUGGUGCUUCAGGUUCAUGAAACGGAAUGGACUAAGCAUGCGUACACGCACCAGACUUGCCCAAAAGAUGCCUCAUUCAAUGUUGGAAGACACAUCAGUUUGAGUUGGGACAGAUUGCAGAUAUGGGCGAAGUCCCCCUUCGGUUUGAUGUCCCAAGUAACAGAACUGUUGAUAAGAAGGGGGGGGAAAGCUGUAACUGAAGACAAGUGGGCAUGAAAAAAACCCAUUAUACAGUUGUUCUAGCUUGUUGUGCCAACAGAACCAAGCUGCCUCCUAUACUGAUUUUCCACGCAAAACAAUGCCAAAAAAAGACAUUCCUCGAGGAGCGAUUGUCCACGUUUAUGACAAGGGUUGGAUGGAUCAGGAUGGGAUGAAGAUCUGGUUUGAGAAAGUUUGGAGCAGGAGACCUAUUGGUGCUUGAUCAGUUCAGGGCACACAUAACAAACACCACAAAGAAGAUUGCUGCAGAGCAAAAAACAAAACCUGCUGUCAUACCUCGAGGCUUGACAUCCUAGCUCCAACCACUUGAUGUCAACAUUAACAAACCCUUCAAAGCUGCCAUGAGAGAUGAAUGGAACCAAUGGGUUAAGUCUUCUGGGGAAAAUUUGACACCAGCAGGAAGAGUGAAGAAA
Spea bombifrons (plains spadefoot toad) is the source of this 3073-nucleotide messenger RNA. RefSeq names its product BEN domain containing 2 (gene BEND2). Lineage: Eukaryota; Metazoa; Chordata; Amphibia; Anura; Pelobatidae. Gene Ontology annotation, molecular function: DNA binding. The record is from RefSeq and is a predicted model, not a curated record. The transcript has 13 exons. Bases 97 to 2544 code for a protein of 815 amino acids.